ACCAGCUGAUAGGCGUAGUGGGCAGUGUCUAUGAACACAAUUGGGAAGUUAGGAGAUGCCUGUGGAUUAUUACUCUCACCGGUAUACGGUAACAAAUGGCUGAAGGAGGACAUGAGAAGUGGUGGGAGACUCUGAGAGAUCCCAGUAAGCUUAAUGAGCUUUCAGAGACUUGGAGUCUUGCUGGAGAUGCGGCCACAGCAACUCUUAUUCACAAUAUUUCUCAGAUGGUAAUAGACAGAACUGAUGCUGUGAACAAGCAACUGCAGAAGCUGGACCAAAAUGUCCACAGACUAAGCACGCAAGUAGCCAACACCAACACCAGCUUCACGUUGCUCUCACACUCCCAGUUCAUUGAAAACAGAACAUAUCGGGAGGAUGAAACGAGAAGUGCAGUUGUGCCUCGUAUCAAGGAUGAGACAGCGCCAAAACCCAACAGAGGAGCCUUGUGCAGAGAGGCCCUGCUAAUGGGCCUCUCAGCCGUCGAUGGGCAGUACGAGGCUCACCUCCUGCUGGACUCGGAUGAAGACGAUGCUGGACCUCCUGUCAGCCCUACGGCGCUGUACACACUGGCGCAGCCCUACGCGAACCGCCCUCUGCCCCACGUCAUCCUCUCGCCCGCCUUCCUGAGCGACCCUCACAUCGGUCUCCGUGUCAGCUCCUCCGACGACGCCGACGAAGCUGACGUGGCCGCUUCGUCCUCUGACGUCGACGAGGACAUUGGCGAUGCAAAUGUCUUCGCUAAACAAUUCACAGCCACUAGCUCCAACGCUGUGGAAGCGAGCGACACCGAAGAGGAGAUUGAGAGUACAGAACCAAAGUUACGGGACCAGCAGUCUCUGAGUAAUGGCUUUUCAAGGACAUCUCUUAUUGGCCCCUUCGCGGGACAUCCCCCGAACCCUGCGUCGAGCUCUUCCGUACCUCAAAACAGAGGGCCUCCGCCCCCUGAUAGCGAAGAGGACGAGUUCUUCAAACCGGUCUCGGUUGCCACGCCUGCUGCUAUAUUUGGUCGCGCUGCCAGAAAUGCUGCUCCUGCUGCAGCUGCUGCACCAAGGCCAGUCGUGGCGUCAUCGAGUGACUCAGAAGAUGACGGUCUCUUCAGCGUUGGGCGCCGGCGGCCUCCCCCCCUGCCUCGACCCUUGCCCCCCUCCAGCCGUGCUUCCAUCCCCUCCCCUGACGGGAGCUCCACGAGUGUAGAAAACGCCGUCCCGACACCACCGGUUCCAGCACCAGCUCCUCCACCACAAACUGAACUUUUUGCGAGCGACUCUGAAGAUGGUGACCUCUUCGGCAGACCUCCUCCCAUCAUAAGAGAUGCGAGAGAGGCGACCAACACACCUACCAGUAUCCUCACCGCCUCUGGGAAGAAGGUUCCUGCUGGUGGAGUGAACAUCUUCAACUCCGCUGUCACUGCAGCCAUCAACGAACCUAAAAGCCCUUCUCGGGGCCCUGCAGGAGUAACUCUUCCUCAAGCGAGGGCCUCAGUUGCGACUUCUGCUCAACCAACGCCGGCCAACUCGUCAGAACUCCAAAACCCAUCAAAAAGUAAUGGAUUGGCACGGUCCAACCAGAAGAGCUCAGAACCUCAAAGACCCGCCAGUAGCUUCGUCACUCCUACUGUCCAUCAGCCGUCUUUGCUUCCAAGCCACACGAUCAAUGCACCGUCAAUUCCUAGCAGUGCCGCGGCUCAACCCACUGGACUUGGAUUAUUCGACGACGACGAUGAAGACGAUGAUCUUUUCGGACACCCGCCUGGAAUAUUGAGCACAGCAUCCAAACAUCCCAACAGUGAUGCGCCAACAGCUUCAUCAGAGCCUGUGGACAGCAGUCGUGUCCCUGUGAUGACUCAACAGAGAGCCGCUCAGCAAACGGCCCCUAAAACAUUCGGAGGCAGUCUCUUUUCGAGCGAUGAGGAUGAUCCUAUCGCCAGCGCACUUACUACCCAACCUCGUGCUCCUGCAGCGGCCUCGGCUCCUCAAGUGACCCCGGCACCUCCAGUGACCCCGGCUCCUGAAGUCAAAAGUGAGACUCUACCCCCAGAUUUAUCGCAGGCUCCUCCAUCUCGCCCUGGGUUCCCGGUAACUUCCACCAGGACUGCCGCGCCGGAUACGUCCGACGAUGACGACCUGUUUAGUACGUCAGUCAGAGCUGCUGGUGUUCAGCCUCAGCCUGUUACAGUAGCUCAAUCGUCCACUCACAAAAUCGCGAGCUCUCUUGUUUCGGUUCCUGAGCCUCACGCUCCUUCGAAACCUGCACGAGUCACAAAUUUACCUCCUCUGAAAAGUCCUGUAAUUAAAUCUGAUUCAAAGAAAACAGGCUCUAUCAAAGAGCGUCCAAAAUUGAAUGAUGAACCCAAUGUGAUGAAGUCUGGCGGUCUCUUUAGCUCCGAAAGCGACGACGACCUCUUUUCCGCAGCUGUGAAGCCCACAGUCUCGAGCAGCGCUCUUGCUUCUCCAGCUCCUCGGCAGGAGAUUCAUUCCGAGACAAAAAACGUACAAUCGUCUGAAACCAGAGUUAGUAAUUUACAUCAAUCAGGUCCUAACAGCAUUAACGUUUCUGAGGCAGUAAAGGAGCCUAUUAAUUCAGAAAUGCCCAAGCCUCCAGCUACUGCGUCACCGCCAGUCAAAGAGGCUCCCGUCAUUAUUAUCCCAGCGGCGUCCAAUCCUGCCGCAGCCCCCGCGACGACUCUCGGUAUGGUCUGCAGUUCAAGUGACGAUGAAUUCCUGCCAAAUCGUUCAUCGCUAGCGACUCCGCGAAAUGCGUCUGUUUUUGCAGCGCGCUCAAGUGACGAAGAAAUAUUCCCAUCAAUACCCAACGUAAUAGGCAUCACUGGUGAAGGACCUGCACUUAGCAACACUCAUAGAAACAGAGUUUCUGUUCCGCAACCUGAGAUUUCGUUUGAUUCUACUCAAAAUGAUCCAGCCAUGUCUGCGAAUCUUGGCUCAGAGACCCCACAGAGGCUUCCUUCUUCUGAUGGAGAUGACCUAUUCGCCGAUGUACCGUCGACUGCUCUCGGUAGAAGCGGGCUGUCUCAGAUUACAACCUUAAGUAAUUUUACUCCGUCGGACGAUGACGAUCUUUUUGCCAGUGUAGAUAGGGCAUCAUCAGUUAAGUCUCCAGAGACACCUACCUCAGGCUUGGAAAACGCGACGCAUGAAAAAGACCUUAGAUCAUCGUUGUCUGGUGAAGUAGUUCCAGCAGCCAGGCAAGACGUUUCUUCUACUUCACCUGCAGUAAGCAAACAAGACGUUAAACCUCCAUUUAAAAUUGGGGAUGAGAGUUUGAUCCUGCCUGAAAGAAGCAAGGAAGACACUUUCCACUCAACUUCGACGGGAAUCAACUUCCAAGGCAGCAAUAAAAUGCUUGGAACUGACCAGUCCGAUAUUAGACAUGAUCCUUCUGUUACCAAUCGGCAGGAACCCAUCGACGGUAUAAAAAACCAUUCAGAACAAACAGACGAACUCGAUGCAAGUGCGUCAUCAGAGGACGUUAGUAGCUCUUCGUCACCUCAGAAGAAACGUCCUGUGGGCGGCGUUGCUCUUUUCGGAGGGUCGGAGCUUCUUGCAAGAGUUAACAGAAGGAGACAGAACUUGGAUGCUGCUGAAGCUUCCUCAAGCACGAGUUCUUCCCCGCCUCAAAUUUCGGAGCUUCGCCCUGCCUCAUCUCAGCCUCCUGGAGCAGAACAACACAUGCCUGGUUUGUCUUCGGUCAGGUCUUCUGCUGGCCCUGUGGGCUCCUCGAAUGGCCCUGUUAGCCCGCCAGCUGUCCCAGUUAGCCCUCCAGCUGUCCCAGUUAGCCCUCCAGCUGUCCCUGUUAGCCCUCCAGCUGUCCCAGUUAGCCCUCCAGCUGUCCCAGUUAGCCCUCCAGCUGUCCCACUUAGCCCAUCAGCUGCCCCAGUUAACCCAUCAGCUGUCCCAGUUAAUCAUAUGGCAUCCACGGUGCGUAAGCGUCCACCGGGAGCUGUUUCUUUGUUUGGGAAUCAAGAUGGCGGAGCGGAACUGUUCGCUAAACUCCGGAAACGACAAAAUAAAAUGUCCGAGUCUGAGGAAGAGAGCAUCUCUCCUCAGGUUGCUGCUUCGCCUUCAAGCGAAGAGGAACACAGCGUCCCUGUGAGUUCAGCGAGAGCAACCAAGGCUGGCGUUGCCUCAGCGUCUCCCACUAAACGCUUCCUGGCGUCGCAAGGACUCUUCGCUGCGACGCCCCGGGCUGGUCUGCAACCCGCAGCAGAGUCCGCUUCUUCUUUCGACGAGCCUGCGUCCAUUGAUGCGCUCACGAGCCUCAAUAAGGAACGUCCUCGCAUGAACCGCAAGCGGCCGCCGUCCAGAAGAAGUCGAGGCCCAACCUCAACCUCAAUUUCUUCCGAUUCCGACCAGCUUUUCGGCAACCCCAGCCAAGCCAUCGCCAGCCAUGCUAUGUCCAGCGAAGCUUCUUCCAGCCAAGCACUUGAGCCGAAUCAAGUUUUAGAAGCCAAACAGCGUGUGUUCUCUACAGAGGGUGACCACAAAGACAUUUCUAAUAAUAAUCCUAAUAAUAGUCCCCCAUCGACUGCAUCAGACCCAGCGACCGCCAGCAGCGGUGGUGACAGCGGCGUGUCAAGUCUUAAAAGCGAAGCAAAUUCCCCGAAGACGAGCGAUGGUCCCGAUGACCGUGACAGUGAAGCAACUCAAAACAAACCUGUACUCGCGAGCUCUAAGGAAGCUUUGUUUGCUUCUUCUGAAGACGAGGAUUUCACAUUCCAUCUUCCAGCUCCUAAAGUAAUAAGUUCGAGAACAGCUCGUCUUGAUGAAUCGCGUGCAGUUCCUGGGUUGAGUGGCAAAGGCCCUGCUAAAGAAAGCACUACGCAGCCCGUCGUCCCGUCCCUGAACAAACAAAACUCGUCGCUAUUGUCGAGUUCCGACUCGGACGAUCUGUUCAGUGGCGCUCAGCCCAAGAUGCACCCUGCAGGUAGUAACGUCGUACAUGUGCUAGGGAAUAAAGAAAUUACGCCAGCCUCUGUGGUUAAUUCGACUGCAGCUCCCUUACCACCCAUAACUUUAAAUAAACAACCUGUGACAACUCAUCGCACGUCCCUGUUCGCUGACGAUGAUGAUGACGAUUUGUUUAGCGGCGGAGCUCCUCCUCCCGUCAGUACCACAGCAGCCCUGCAAGACGCGGCGGCACCCGCGGCCAAGAGCUUCCCCAGUCCAGCGACCGCGCCAUCUCACGAGCACAAGCAACCUUUCAGCGACCCUCUUUCAGAUCUCCUCUGAUCCUUUCACAUCUCCUCUGAUCCUUACACAUUUUCUGUGAUCCUCUUUCAAGGUCUCUCGUUAUCCUAUUUCACAUUUCUCGUGAUGUGGCCAUGAUAUCAAUUAAUAGUAUUGAUAUGGAAUACGUCUGAAUAAUGAUAAAUGUCCUCAAAUGCGAAAUGGAAGCAGGGCUUAAAGAUAAAAUAAGUAAACGAAAAUUAAUUUUCAAAAUACUCAAGAAAAAUUAAUGAUCAAUUUAUAGUAAUUUUAUUCCUACCUGAACUGCACAUUGUUUAUGUCGUAAAAGCAUACCAGUAAAUUUUAAUCUGAUGAGGUAUGCUAGCUCGGCUAAAUGUUUGCAGAAUAAGUGUCAAUUAUUUGGCGUUCGUCUUGUGUUUCUUGGCUACUCGGAAUGCUUCGUUCAUUUAUUUGUUUAACCUUCGUAAGUAAUUGCCUGAUCAAAACUUCUAUAUCAAAUGUGUUGCGCAAAACACCUUCUUAUCAACGACGUAUUAUUGUGUUAAUGUAUUAUUUGAGUCUCUCUAGAUAUCUUUUAUUUAGAAUAGUUUGGCUUUAUCAUUUUUCUGAUAUUGAUGAAUAUUUCUACCAGAAGUUAUCUAUUGCUCGUAUUGCUGGCGCCGAGCCCUUGCUGACUUUGUAUGCGUCAGUAUCUAAUAUAAGUAUUUAUUCGCGUUGUUAUAUGAAUCUUCUAUUAUCUGCGAUGCUCAACAUUCCCGAACAAAGCCUAUUAUAUUCAUUUAUAUUAUCUUUAUUUAGAAAAUAUUCUAAUUUAUUUCUCUUCAGACGCUUUAAAAUUUUGUGAUGCUGAGCAGGUUAUUUACCUGCGGUCGACUUUGCUUUACAAAGUCUCAAAAAUAAUGGUUUUCUCGUAGAAGCUUUUUCUUAUUUUUAUGAGCUGAAAUUCUAUAUAUUGACUAUUUUCGCUCGUAUAUAAUAGCGCUUUUUAUUAUUUGAACUUUUAUUGUGCUAAUUUAUUUAUCUAAAUUAGUUAUUACUGUUGUUUAGACUGGUGUAGUGGUUCGGUGAUCUCAUUGGAGGAAGGAAUGAAUGUGGGAUAUCUUAUUGUCAAUGCCUCACUGCGACCACAAAUUGUCGAUUAUAUAAUAACUAUUAUAUAUAUAUAAUAGAUAUUAUAUCAUAGACCUCCUUCUAUAGACCUAACCCAUCUGUUUGCCAUCACGAGGUAUUUGAAGUAGUUAAGUAAUUUGACUUUGUUAUCGAACAUUUCAUGUGCCAAAAUAUCAACAAAUAGCUGAGUACUACACAAUAUUACAGUUCGAUUCAACUAUGUUCUACCGAAGAAUCCAAUUUUCUACAAUUCCUUAUUAUUUUCACGUCAUUCCUGCGCGUCUCGACCGCUAAAACAGUGCGGUGGUGUGCUCGUUUUACAGCAGAUCGCUUGCUCGCAACGCAUUUCUUUAUGAUUGAACUUCUAUCUUAGUAUUUUGUGUAUUUUCAUUUCAUCUUGUGACGACAGCAACCUUAUAAGUACAUGGUUUUAUUUUCUCUUAUACACGAUGCUCGAUUAACUUUUUGACGGUGCUAAAACUUUUGUUAAUGAGGGACCGCGUUACAAAAAAUCCAUUUUAAUCCAGUAAUUACUUCAGUCAAAGUGAUUGGAAUAAAGCGCAUUGUUUAGCUUUCUUCCUUAACUGAAUUUAGCAUUUGAUUUGGGUUCCUCACAACUAACUCUCCUUAUCACAGGCGCGAGUUCCUUAGAACUGACGUCCACCUGUCAGGUCAAUGUUUCAUCAGUUCCUUAACACUUGACAUCCCGUCCGUUAAUUGGCACUCCAUAAGAUGACACCGACAAAGGUGCUCACGGAUUGUACGGUAUUUAUUAGUGAAGUCACCUGACACUGCGCGCUUGUAUAUAAAUUGCGUGGUUCAGGACUGUGAUAUUGAGAGUGCCUUAUGUUAUUUAGCUCUCCAUAUGCUCCAUGUGUUGUUAGCAUGGCUUGUGUGGUGUGUCGUGCUGCCGUUCCGACGCACCUCAUGUAUUUUUCAAAGGCAUGUACUUUGUUAUUUGUUCUCAUGGAAGAAGUCAAUAAAACUAUUAACAUCAUAACAAAUUAUAUCCGAUUAAAUUAAUCUUUUUACUUCUAUAAGCUUCGAUGAAUAAUUGAAAAAGUCAUCAGCCUCGCCAUAUUUAUCUACAUGUUUUUUUAUUCAUUUUUUUGCGACUGUGUUGAAUUCCAACCAUGUAUGUAUAUAUUUAUAUAAUUUAUAUAAUUAAUAUAUUCACUUCAUUUGUUUUCAUAUCUAUCAUAAUAAAGAAUAUAGCAAGAGUAAGUCAUUUAUAUCUAUUUAUAUGCGAUAUCGAAAAUGAAAUCACUUCCAUGCACUUGUUACUACUUGUAUUUACGCCUCAGUUCUUCGUGCUGGCCGUUGUUACACUUCGUAUAUAGUCAAGUUAAAUUCAUCCGUAGAAUUUUUUUUGUAAGCAAAUCAUUGAUAAGCAGAACGUAUUCAGUUGCAUUGCAAACAAAGCUGUAUAUCACGCAGGACAAUCUUGUGUAGCCACGCAGUGUGUGUAUUUUGUAUAAACUGAAUUCUC
Molecule: messenger RNA, 7803 nt
Organism: Hyalella azteca
Lineage: Eukaryota; Metazoa; Arthropoda; Malacostraca; Amphipoda; Hyalellidae
Product: WASH complex subunit 2-like
Exons: 13
Coding region: 96-5246 (1716 amino acids)
Source: RefSeq, a predicted model, not a curated record